Molecule: messenger RNA, 360 nt
Organism: Knipowitschia caucasica
Lineage: Eukaryota; Metazoa; Chordata; Actinopteri; Gobiiformes; Gobiidae
Source: the annotation of a GenBank genome assembly
AUGCUGCAGAAUGCUGUGUUGUGGUGGGCGGCAGAUAGAGAGAUAGAGAUCCAUGAUUCAAACGUGUGGGAGGAAGAAACCAGACUGGAGACCAAGAGCGGGAGACCAAGAGCGGGAGACCAAGAGCGGGAGACCAAGAGCGGGAGACCAAGAGCGGCAGACCAAGAGCGGCAGACCAAGAGCGGCAGACCAAGAGCGGCAGACCAAGAGCGGCAGAACAAGAGCGGCAGACCAAGAGCGGCAGACCAAGAGCGGCAGACCAAGAGCGGCAGACCAAGAGCGGGAGACCAAGAGCGGGAGACCAAGAGCGGGAGACCAAGAGCGGGAGACCAAGAGCGAAAACUGAAAAAGUAUUUAUAG